AUGGUGUGCCUCGUGGUUGCGGGGGCCAUUACGCUAAACGCAUCUACCAGAAUCCGGUACUUUUUAUGGGGCGCGGCUGCUGUUUUGUGUGUGGCCGAUGCCUUCACGUACGUCGUCCGAGUGAGGUCAGGGCAUGCAUUUACGGAGCCCUGGAAAGUGUUCAUGCUGGGGUCAACCACCCCCCGAGCUGUGUACAGUGCCUUGCUAGCGGUGGCGGCCAUUACUCACGGGUUUGUUGUAGCCAAACUGGCAAGUGCGGGGCAGCAGCCCUUGUACCUGAUGGGUUGCACCAGUGCCAUGGGUGCAUAUGAUUUCGCAAUCUCUCGCGUACCUCCUAGCUCGUAA
Aphanomyces astaci is the source of this 345-nucleotide messenger RNA. RefSeq lists its product as hypothetical. The record is from RefSeq and is a predicted model, not a curated record. NCBI's taxonomy places the organism in Eukaryota, Oomycota, Saprolegniomycetes, Saprolegniales, Verrucalvaceae. The transcript has a single exon. The coding region runs from base 1 to 345 and encodes 114 amino acids.